This is a messenger RNA of Peromyscus maniculatus bairdii (prairie deer mouse), 1261 nucleotides long. RefSeq names its product MAPK regulated corepressor interacting protein 1 (gene Mcrip1). NCBI's taxonomy places the organism in Eukaryota, Metazoa, Chordata, Mammalia, Rodentia, Cricetidae. The record is from RefSeq and is a predicted model, not a curated record.
GGGCCGCCCGCGGGGAAACGACGCUCGCACGCAGUCCCGGGCAGCCUCCGGGCUCUUCCUGCUUCUGGGCCGCGCAGGCCUGCCCCCUCAGCCGCGCCCGGGUCUUUGCUGCUGCCCUGCCCUGCCCGCAUCCCUUUUGUUCAGGCCGCAGGAUCCAGCAGCCAAGCGCCAGGACCAGACAUCCCAGCAAUGACCAGCUCUCCUGUCUCCAGAGUCGUCUACAACGGCAAGAGGAACAGCAGUCCCCGCUCUCCCACCAACAGCAGUGAGAUCUUCACGCCAGCACACGAAGAGAAUGUGCGCUUCAUUUAUGAAGCCUGGCAGGGUGUUGAGCGAGACCUGCGCAGCCAGCUCUCUGGCGGUGAGCGGGGCCUAGUGGAGGAGUAUGUGGAGAAGGUUCCCAACCCCAGCCUCAAGACCUUCAAGCCCAUCGAUCUGAGUGACCUGAAGCGCCGGAACACGCAGGAUGCCAAGAAGUCCUAGAGUGCCUGGCGCCCCUCCCCUGGCCUCCACAAGAUCAGGGUGCACUUGAUGUUGGUUCCCUCUGUUCCAGUGGCUCUGCUCCUGGGAGGGGGGAGGAGAGUGUGCUCUAGCGGGCCAUAAUCCCCAGAGCCAGCAGGAUUGAUGGUCAGGGCCCUUCCUUUCCUCUCCAGGGUGUCAAGGUGCCCCUGUCACUGGGGGAACAGGGGUCUGGCUGUGUCAUCCCCUGUCCCUUCCCCUGGCCAGCUGCAUCUUGGGUCGCACCUGGUCCUGCUCUCUCUGCUGUUACCUGCCAUGCCUCCUCGCCCUCUCCUUCCUGGCCACUCAGGGUCGGAAAGGGAAAAAGGGACCUCUGUUUCUUUGGCUGUUGGAACCUUGAAUGACCAGAAAUUAGGACAUGUGCAGUCCCACCUGCAUCUAGUGUGGGUCUCUCCAUGGAGACUUCUUCUGGCCUGGACGUUGGGGGAGCUCCCCUGUCCCCACUGUCCAUCUUGCCCCUUUCUGGCCUCAGUUUCAGAGUGGAGUCAGCUCUGAGCCGAGGACAGUGGUGGCCUCUAGCCACCAGGCCUGGUCUCCUGGGACCUGUAGCCCUGUGGCCACAGCAGUGCCCUUGAGCAGGGGCACUAAGACUGGCCUUGAAGGAGUGGUGCUGCCAGGCCUGUCCUGGCUUUCUGGGGUGUGCUGGGAGGAUUACCAAGGCCCCCUUUUCUUGUACCCUCUUGAAUCCAAGUGUCUGUGUUGGAGACUGAGGGUCUGUGAAUAAAGGCGGGUGGCACUGGAA